Mytilus californianus (California mussel) is the source of this 11795-nucleotide messenger RNA. RefSeq names its product calpain-9-like. Bases 266 to 2815 code for a protein of 849 amino acids. The transcript is spliced from 25 exons. Lineage: Eukaryota; Metazoa; Mollusca; Bivalvia; Mytilida; Mytilidae. Gene Ontology annotation, biological process: proteolysis. Gene Ontology annotation, cellular component: cytoplasm. Gene Ontology annotation, molecular function: calcium-dependent cysteine-type endopeptidase activity; calcium ion binding. The record is from RefSeq and is a predicted model, not a curated record.
CACCAAUGGAAUCAUCCUAACCGGAAGUGUCAGACUGUGCACCGGUGAAAGCUCUAACUGGUAAAACUUUCCCAUUUUUGGUCAUCAGCAAUAUUUAGUUUUAACUCUAUUGUAAUUUACGUUAGUUAACUAAAAAGCAAAUAGGUUUUAAAAUCACAACAGAUUCAUAAUCAGUGAUAACUGGCUUGGAGGCAACGACGCGUGCAGAAACUGGAGGAUCUGGGUGAGGUCAAUUGAGUUCUAUAUUAACUUCUAAGAGAGGAAGAUGAAUUUCUUUAAAUCUGCUACUCGAACUGUUCGGACAAUCACAGAUGAUGGAAGUGGCCCAAGAACUGAAACCAAAACUUAUACCUACGGUGACGAUGGCCCAAGCAUAGGUUAUGGCGGUGGCAACAUAGAUAUUGGAUUUGGACAAAAGUUUGGAGGUGGGAAGAAGUCUUUCAACAUUAGUAAUUUUAUUGGAGGAGGUGGAAGAAGUGAUGGUGGUUCUGAUGGAGGAAGGAGGACAUGUAUCAGACAGCCAUCCCAGCGCCCACAGGUUGGUGGCCGUGCAUCACGAAAAGAGAAGAAAAACCCCUUUUCUGGCUUACACAACCAAAGCUAUGACAACAUUAAAAAAAAGUGCUUAGAGGAAGGAAUAUUAUUUGAAGAUCCAGAAUUUCCAGCACAAGAUGAUUCAAUAUUUUUUAGCAGAGCACCUAACAGGCCAUUUGUAUGGAAAAGACCAGUGGACUUGGUAGACAACCCAGAGUUCAUAGCUUCAGGAGUCAGUAGAUUUGAUGUUAAGCAAGGAGAAUUAGGUGAUUGUUGGUUAUUGGCUGCUAUUGCCUCACUUACAUGCAAUGAAGUACUUCUGAAUAAAGUUGUACCACCAGAACAGAAUUUUACUGAUGAAUACUGUGGUUUGUUCAAAUUUAACAUCUGGCAUGAAGGAGACUGGACAGAGGUAGUAGUGGAUGAUAGGCUUCCUUCAUAUAUGGAUAAUUUGGUGUUUAUGCACUCAGCUGAUAAACAUGAGUUCUGGAGUGCCUUGCUAGAAAAAGCCUAUGCAAAAUUGCAUGGAUCAUAUGAAUCUCUUAAGGGAGGAAGUACAAGUGAAGCUAUGGAAGACUUUACUGGAGGUGUGACAGAAAUGUUUGACCUUAAAAAGGCUCCCAAGGACCUUCUCACCAUCAUGUUGAAAGCCCAUGACAGAGGAUCAUUGAUGGGUUGCUCUAUUGAUGCUGAUCCUAACCAAUUAGAAGCGGAACUGGCAAAUGGACUGAUUAUGGGACAUGCAUACAGUGUUACGGCAGUUAAAAUGGUUGAAAUACAGACACCAGGAAGGAGUGGUAAGCUGCCAAUGGUACGAUGCAGAAACCCUUGGGGUAAUGAGAGUGAAUGGAAAGGAGCCUUUAGUGAUGAGUCAGAAAGAUGGAAGUAUAUAACAGAUUCUGACAAAGAAGAAAUUGGAUUGACUCAAGAGGAUGAUGGUGAAUUCUGGAUGACAUUUGGUGAUUGGCAGUCCAAUUUCCAGAAGUUAGAGAUUUGUAACCUUGGUCCGGACAGUUUAGAUGAUGACGAGUUAGUGAAAAUAGGAAAAAAGAGAUGGGAAGCAACAUCUGAAGUAGGAGAAUGGAUUCCCAAUGUUAAUGCUGGUGGAUGUAGGAAUUAUCUCCAAACAUUCUUCACAAAUCCCCAAUACAGGGUAUCAGUUACUGACCCAGAUGAGGAUGAGGAUGACCUUUGUACUAUACUGGUUGGUGUAUUGCAGAAAGACAGAAGAAAGAAAAGAAAAGAGGGACUUGAUAUGUUGACUAUUGGAUACGUAAUCUACAAGCUAAAAGAUCCUGACUGUGGACCAUUAGAUGUUGAUUUCUUCAAGUAUAAUGCUUCAGUGGCUAAAUCUCCAUCAUUCAUCAACCUGAGAGAAGUGUGUGGGCGUCACAUGUUACAACCUGGAACUUAUUGCAUCAUACCAUCUACAUUUGAACCUCACCACAAGGGAGAGUACUUGAUAAGAAUAUUCACUGAAAAGGCUAAUGUCACACAUGAAAUGGAUGAAGAAACAGCAAUUCAAGAAGACCAGGAUGUUAAAUGUUAUAAUGUGAUAUUACCUGGGACCAAUCAAAUGUUACCACAAGGAUCUUUAAGUUCUGAUGUUCAUCAAACUCGUUCUCAUGCAGGCAUAGGUGGAGGAAUGCAACGCACUUACAUGCCAAGUGUGGCAAGUGCACCUCCUCCUCAGGAUCGAUAUAGACCUAAUCAGAAGAGGACAGAGGAAAAGCCUCCAACAGAAGAAGAAGUAGAACAAGAGGAUGCUUUAAAGAGAAGUUUCAAAAGAGUUUCAGGGGAUGACAUGGAAAUUGAUGCAUUUGAGCUUAGGGACAUUCUAAAUGCAGUGUUUAAAAAAGAGGGCUUUAUGGAAUUCGACUUUGAUGGAUUUGGUGUUGAUGCUUGCCGCAGUAUGGUAGCCAUGCACGAUGGUGAUUUAUCUGGAAAACUAGGAUUUGAUGAAUUCAAGACACUUUGGACAGAUCUCAGAAAAUGGAAGGGUGUAUUUAAAGAGUUUGACAAAGACAGCAGUGGAAAACUCAGCUCCUAUGAAUUAAGAUCUGCCUUACAUGCUAGUGGAUUCAAACUGAGUAACCGUACAUUCAGCACUCUAGUUAUGAGGUUCAGUAAUAAAGAAGGAGAGAUAGAAUUCAGUGAUUUUAUGCUGUGUGCCAUCAAGCUUAAAACAAUGUUAGCAUCUUUCAAGAGCUAUGAUGCACAGAGACAAGGAAUUGCUGCUUUUGAUGUUGACAGUUUUGUUGCAACUACUAUGUACUCAUAAAGUGUAACAAAGGACCUUCAGUUGUGUUUGUUCCUGUGAUGUAACUGUUUUCUGUCUGUCUCCAUCAUUAGCAAUACUCUUCAAAGCAGUGAUUAAACAUUAUAUACUUCAUUUAAUCUAGCAAAACUUUGCAUUUAGUAUUGGGUUUUUUUUGUUACAUUUUUGAAUUUCAAGACUUACCUUUAGUCUUGAUUUUGCAUCCUUUGUCACCAGUCAUUUUAACAACAACCAUCUUCUUAAAAACCACAGAGGCAAUUUAAACCAAUCAGAGGAACACCAAAUAAUGAGCUCUUAUUAUUAUUUGAAGCCAGUAGUCUUUUGAUAGGAUAUUAGGUUCUUUUUAAGUACCUGGUAUAUAACUAAGAUUAGACAAGCAAAGUCAGUAACAGCCAAAGAUUGAAUUAAAUUAUUCUAUAGAGGAAAUUAUGUUUGGAAGUCAUUUAAAAUUUCUGAUCAAUAUAAAAAAAUAUUUGUUAUUAUACAGUAAUUUUACAUUAUGACUCCUAAAGUUUUGAACAGGAUUAAUCCAAAACUUAUCUCAGACUUUAUCUUUAAUUAGUUAUACAGACUAAAAUGAACCUCUGAUUGCAUGUGGCAUACAAAAUAUUAAGACUGAUAUCUAUGAGGAAUUAAUCAUAGUUUCUUAUAUUUACUCUAUAUCAGCUAUUAUGCUUUUAGAAAUAUCUUGCCUGUAACUUCAAGGGUGUGGAAUGAUUUAAUAUGUUUUGAAUAUUGAUUCACCAUUAGUAAGGCUGACUUUAGAAUUUGAAGUUGUGUCCAAAGAUUUAAUCAAAAUAAGAUUAAAAUAAACUUCCAUUCAAAAAUGUUUGAAAGCAAGUUGCCCAAAAUAUUGUCUCUUGUCAAGGCUAAACAAAGGCCAAGGGUGAUUGACCACUGCUAACAUUGAUGACUAGUAUUUUAAAGUUAAGAGACUAAAGAAUUUUUGAAAGUCAAAUUAACAUAAGAAUGAAAAAUAAGAUAUAUAAAGUAUGAAACAAUAAAAGACCAACAGUUAAGAACAAAAUAAUCAUAAUAUUUUUAUGAACAAAUCUUGAUAAAGAGCAGUGUAUCUGCUUAAAAACAGGCAAUUGUUGUUUAACUAAAUGCCCAGCAUUGCCUAUGUAAUACAUGUAUAAGGUAUGCAGAAUGAGAUUUUAAAACCAUUUCCACAACCCUUCACUGGAAUAUUACCUCAGUUAUUUUUAUCUGUUUAUUGUCAUCUUGAAAACCCUUUUGGGUUGUUUAUUCUUAUGUAUAUUUUUACAUGUUUACAAAUAGCUUUUGUAGUGUUUUGUGUAAUCUAAAUCAUAUACAAUAUACUGAGUCUGAUAAUAGUUAUUAGAAUUUUAUAAUUAAUAGAUGUUAUUAUAUUCGUUAUUAUUUUGAAAUAUUUAUAUAGUCUGUGGGAUUGUUGCUAUGUAUUAUGCAGUGGCAUCUUGUAAUAUCAUCUGUGCUUGUUAUUGAAAAUUAUUAUUUAUGAGAUUGAUGUAACAUUCAGAUCUAACUGUUAGCCUGCAAACAUGUAAAUUUUUUAACUAUUUUAUUUUCACAAUAUUUUUGGCCCAGUAUGUACAUUUAAAGAUCUGCAUUUACAUUUUUUUUUCAUAACAUUGUGAUAUAUAUAUAUAUAUAUUAUUCUUUUGAUGCAUUUUCUCAAGGUACUGUUUUUACUUGGAGAAUUUGAUAGGUAUAACAAACAUAUGGAAAUUAGAACACCAUAAAAUUGACUACUUUUGGAGUUCACAAAGAACACUAGAUGCCUCUGUUUCUUUACAUUUUCAUAUUUCAAUAUUUUCAUCAGGAUCAGGAUGAUAGUGUAAAAUUAUUAACACCUUAAAAUAUGGUGAUUGAAAUAUCAUACACAUUAAUAUGUUGAAGCAGUAAUGCAUGGUUUAACAUUCAGUUGUUCAUUGAGGUUGCCACUGUAUUUUCAUAUAUUUUUUUUUUAAUAUAUUGAUAUUUUCCUGGUCAAAAUAAUUUAGGCAAUAACUUCUAAGAGCAAACUUUUGUCAUCAUAGUCCAUAAUUACAGUGUUUGUAGAUGGUACACAACACAAAGUGGGGGAAACAGGUUACUUGGCGCUUAAGUUUUAUUUUAAUUUAUUAAAAGUAAGUAAGAAAAAAAAUCAGUUCUGUUCAGUGAAUGUCAAUAACUUGUAAUUAUUUGUUGUUGACUGGGUAAUCGAAACGAUUCAAAGAUUGGUGGAACUUGUGUAUCUUGCCUGAACAAUGUAUAUUAAUGAAUCCAGUCUAUCUUGCCUGAACAAUGUAGAUUCAUGGAACCAGUUUAUAAUGCAGACUUUUCAAUAUGCAGAGCAUCUUAGAAAUGAUUUAAGAAAACACUAUAUUUUUGAUAUUCAAAUAUAAUUGUGUGUUUAAAUUUAGCAGUAUAAUUUCAUUUUUUUCUUUUCUUUAUGGUAUUGAUAAUUCCAUUAAAUAUAUAUAUAUAUAUAAAACAAUGGUUUAUUAGUUAAGUGCAAUACAUGCUUUUGUUAAAUCUGUUUACACUUGUAACCAUGGUUCACUUUCUAUUAUAAGCAUUUUUAUGGUGCUUCUUUUAUCUAUUUUUUCAUGUUGGCCAGGUAUAUGUUAUUACAUUAUAGAUAUUAUAGUUUUUCAAGGCACUUACUAAUAAGUUAUUAACAUUUUUAACCAAAUAAAACAAUGUGCUCUUGAUUCUUUAUUGUUCUUGCAAAGAUAACAUGAAGGCCAGUGCGAGUUAUAGUCAUGAAAUGGUGAUUCUUCAUUUGUUUGUUCAUCAACUUAAAAUUUUCAUCACUUCCAAUGAAAGUUCAUUUGUUUUUGUCAAAAUUGAAUCUAUAAUUAAUCAAAAUGAUAUGUUUUAUUCAAAUGACUAUUAUUGCAGGCAAGAAUAUGAAUGAUUUUGAUAUAACGGCUUGUGUUAGGAUAAUGUUGAUUUAUUGUCUAAUAGUGAAUGCAGUGUAGUUAGGAUUCAUAUUCUGAUAGUGAAUACAGUGCAAUUAACAUAAUGAUAUCAUUCAGUGUUUUGGGUAAAAUAUUUUAAUUUGUCAUCAUUCUCUUAAAGUCUGGUUGUUCUGAAGUCUACUUAUGAUCUCGAAAUUAUUUUCAGGAGCAUAUAGUAAUUGUCCUCCUGUAUCUGUCUGUCUUUCUGGAGGAUGGCUUAAGUAUCCCUUGCUUGAUUUGGAUGAAACUUAUACAGAUGAAAGAUACAAGGAAGGGAAAGAAGUCUAUUGAUUUUGGGGUCAAAUGUUAAGGUCACUGUUCCUAAAAAUAGAAAAAAUUAUCAAUGAUUUAGGGAUGGUAAUCAAAAUUUACCUUGCUUGAUUAGAAUGAGACUUUUACAGAUGAAAGAUAUAGGGGAGGUGAAUAAGACUAAUGUUUUGGGGUCAAAGGUUAAGGUCUUGGUUACUAAAAAUAAAAAUACUUGAUGAGAAUGAAACAUACAGAUAAAAUAUAUACAUUUGUAGGGGAGGGAAAGAAGCUGAUUGAUUUUGAGGUUCAAGGUCAAAGUCUUUGUUACUAAAAAUAAUUAAAAAAAGGAACAGUGCUUUCUGGAUGGUAACAUAAGUUUCACUUGCUUGAUUAGAAUGAAACUUAUACACAAAUUUAAGGUAUAUGGGAAAAAAAGAAGCCUACUGAUUUUGGGUUCAAAGGUCAAAGUCACAUGUGACACUGUUGUAAAAGAUAUCAUUCGGAGUGAAACAUAAUUACAACAUGUAGGCUUUGUCAAACCUGUGACAUUUUGUUGCCAAAAUGAGACAUAGAAAUACUGCAUUCUGUCGUCCAUAUUGUUAAUAUUUAGGUUCAGUGUGGCUUGAGUGUUUUAACAUCAAUUACUUUCUCAAACAUUUUUGGCGAUUUUAUGAAAACAAGAAGUCUUUCUUUAAUAAAAUUUCUAACAUAAUGGGUAGUUCUCAUUAGAAUGUGUUUGAUUUUGGGAAACUUGUAACUGUAUUGAAAUUGUUCCCCAUGUAUUCUAUUAUAUGUCAUUAUUGAUUACAAUAGUUCGUCAGAUAUUAACUUAAUUGGUCAGCACACAUCAAAGACAUAAAACAACAAAUCACAAACAAAAAUUUAAUAUUUUCUUUGGCUAAGCAUACUAUCUCAAUUGCACCCUUAAGUACAUUCCACAAUUUUUUCGUAUCGUCUGUAAAAAGAUGUCAAUCAUGAAUGUGUAUUGAAUAUUAAACGCAAACAUGUACUUUUUGCAGACUUUAAAUUCACAUGUUUUAUCAAAUAUAUAAAGUACCUUCAUACUAAAGUAAGCUGUAUCUCGAACCAGCUCAUCAUGUGAGCUUCUCACAAUAUUUUAUGUUUUUACUAAUAUCAGAGACAUAUAAUACAGAAUUAUUCUAUGUAGAGUAGAUAACACCAACCUUACAAUUUUCGACAUUUAAGAAAUUUCAAUUUCACUUCGGUAGACAUGUUGCUGAACCAGAAGGAAUGCACUGACUUGUUAACUUUUAUUUUCCAUUGAUAUUUUGAAUUUGGUUUAAGCAAAACCUACGAGGCACACGGAAGGUAAUAUUGUCUUAGAAUCUUAUCAGUUCUGAUAAACCAGCUUUUAGAAUGUGCCCUUUGAAAUUAAUUGACGUUUGUAGAGAUCGUUCUCAACAGAAUCACUUCUAGCUAUUGUACCAAAAGUUGUUAGAAUCUGUGAUUGAAUCCAUGAGUGUUUAGGCAUAUACAUGUAACAAAUGUCUACUUGCUUCUGAUUUGGAGGGCAUCCUUCCAACAGCCCGAUAAUCCUACUCGGGUGUGUAACGUUUUAAAUUUGAGUUCGUAUAUUGCUAUCGUCGGCAUCCGAAGACACAUUUGGUUUCAGGACAAUAUCAAGCUUGAAUAUUAUAUCAAAAUUUGCCCCAACUGUUCAGGGUUCGACCUCUGCAGUCGUAUCAGGCUGCGCUCAGUGAAGCAUUUUAUUCUAGUUUCCGGACAAUAACUUGUGUUAAAGUUUAUGGAAUUUUUGAAAUAGUACAUAUUCCAUGAAAAGAAAAUAAUCUUCAAAAUUUCAAAAAAAAAUUUCGGGGGGGGUUUCAAAAAGUUUGGAGGGAGGAUUUUGUUUUCAAUUUUUUUUUUCGGGGUUCAUAUUUUUUUUCUUCAAAAUUUUUGAAAUUUCAAAUUGUUUGCACAUUUUUUUUAUACGACCGCAAAAAAAUUUUUGUGGUCGUAUAUUGGUAUGACGUUGGCGUCGUCGUCCGAAGACACAUUAGUUUUCGCACUCUAACUUUAGUUUAAGUGAAUGGAUCUCAAUGAAAUUUUACCAUAAUGUUCAAUACCACAAAAGGAAGGUGGGGAUUGAUUUUGGGGGUUAUGGUACUAACAGUUAAGGAAUUAGGGGCCAAAAGGGGCCAAAAAUAAGCAUUUUUGUAACUUCCAGACAUAACUUGUGUGUAAGUGUAUGGAUCUCUCUGACAUUGUACCACAAGGUUCCAUAUCACAAAGGGAAUCCUGGGAUUGAUUUUGGGGGUAAUUGCCUCCAAAGUUUAGGAAUUGGGGGCCAAAAAGGGGCAAAAAACAAGCAUUUUUAUACGACCAUGACAAUAUCUUGUUUGUAAGUGUAUGGAUCUUUAUGAAAUUGUACUACAAGGUUCCAUAUCACAAAGGGAAGGCUGUAAUUGAUUUUGGGGGUAAUUGCCUCAAAGUUUUAGGAAUUAGGGGCCAAAAAAGGGGCAAAAAACAAGCAUUUUUCUAGUUUCAUGACAAUAACUUGUGUGUAAGUGUUUGGAUAUUUCUGAAAUUGUACUACAAGGUUCCAUAUCACAAAGGGAAAGCUGGAAUUGAGUUUGGGGGUAAUUGCCCGAAACGUUUAGGAAUUGGGGGCCAAAAAGGGGCCAAAAAUAAGCAUUUUUCUAGUUUCCAGACAAUAACUUGUGUUCAAGUGUAUGGAUCUCUCUGAAAUUGUACUGCAAGGUACCAUACCACAAAGGGAAGGCUGAGAUUGAGUUUGGGGGUGAUGAAUCAUAAGGGGGUUCAAAAAAUUUUGGGGGGGGAUUUUUUUUUUUCUUUUUUUUUUCUUUUUUUCCUUUUUUUUUUCUUUUAAAAUUUUCCAUUUUAAGUUGGUUAUAACUGAUUUAUAUUUAAAAGCAAAUAAUAAUGAUAUGGUAGGAGAUACACACCAAACAGGAUGUGUAAAUUAUUAUAUAAUAAGUAUUGUGCAAUAGCAAGAAAUUUUCAAUUGCACAGUAUUGCACAAUAGCAAGAAAUCUUCAAUUGCACAGUAUUGCGCAAUAGCAAGAAAUCUUCAAUUGCACAGUAUUGCGCAAUAGCAAGAAAUAUCCAAUAGCACAAUAUUGCGCAAUAGCAAGAAAUUGUCAAUUGUACAGUAUUGCGCAAUAGCAAGAAAUAAUCAAUUGCACAGUAUUGUGCAAAAGAAGAUACUUCGUAUAAAUUGCUUAUUUCUUGAUCAAUUUCAAUGGGGUUUUAUUCUUGAAUUCUUGGGGUUCUUUAAUAUGCUGAAUCUAACCGUGUAUUAAGUUUUUGGAUUUUGGGCCCCGUUUUUAAAUUGGUCCACAUUGAGGUCCAAAGGGUCCAAAAUUGAACUUUGUUUGAUUUCAUCAAAAAUUGAAUUAUUGGGGUUCUUUGAUAUGCCGAAUCUAACCGUGUAUUUAGAUUCUUAAUUUUUGGUUCUGUUUUCAAAUUGGUCUACAUAAAGGUCCAAAGGGUCCAAAAUUAAACUUAGUUUGAUUUCAACAAAAAUUGAAUAUAUGGGGUUCUUUGAUAUGCUGAAUCUAACCAUGUAUUUAGAUUUUUGAUUAUGGGCCCAGUUUUCAAGUUGGUCCAAAUCGGGGUCCAAAAUUAAACUUUAUUUGAUUUCAACAAAAAUUGAAUAUAUGGGGUUCUUUGAUAUGCUGAAUCUAACCAUGUAUUUAGAUUUUUGAUUAUGGGCCCAGUUUUCAAGUUGGUCCAAAUCGGGGUCCAAAAUUAAACUUUAUUUGAUUUCAACAAAAAUUGAAUAUAUGGGGUUCUUUGAUAUGCUGAAUCUAACCAUGUAUUUAGAUUUUUGAUUAUGGGCCCAGUUUUCAAGUUGGUCCAAAUCGGGGUCCAAAAUUUAACUUUGUUUGAUUUCAACAAAAAUUGAAUAUAUGGGGUUCUUUCAUAUGCUGAAUAUAACCGUGUAUUAAGUUUUUGGAUUUUGGGCCCCGUUUUUAAAUUGGUCCACAUUGAGGUCCAAAGGGUCCAAAAUUUAACUUUGUUUGAUUUCAUCAAAAAUUGAAUUAUUGGGGUUCUUUGAUAUGCCGAAUCUAACCGUGUAUUUAGAUUCUUAAUUUUUGGUUCCAUUUUCAAAUUGGUCUACAUAAAGGUCCAAAGGGUCCAAAAUUAAACUUAGUUUGAUUUUAACAAAAAUUGAAUUUUUAGGGUUCUUUGAUAUGCUGAAUCUAAACAUGUGUUUAGAUUUUUGAUUAUGGGCCCAGUUUUCAAGUUGGUCCAAAUCGGGGUCCAAAAUUAAACUUUAUUUGAUUUCAACAAAAAUUGAAUAUAUGGGGUUCUUUGUUAUGCUGAAUCUAACCAUGUAUUUAGAUUUUUGAUUUUUGGGCCCCGUUAUCAACUUUGUCCACAUUGAGAUCAAAAGGGUCCAAAAUUAAACUUUGUUUGAUUUCAUCAAAAAUUGAAUUCUUGGGGUUCUUUGAUAUGCUGAAUAUAACCAUGUAUUUAGAUUUUGGAUAUUGGACCAUAAUAGGUGAAUGUCCAAUUUAAAAUUUUUAAGUUCUUAGACCACAUUCAUUCUGUGUCAGAAACCUAUGCUGUGUCAAAUAUUUAAUCACAAUCCAAAUUCAGAGCUGUAUCAAGCUUGAAUGUUGUGUCCAUACUUGCCCCAACUGUUCAGGGUUCGACCUCUGCGGUCGUAUCAAGCUGCGCCCUGCGGAGCAUUUUAUUAACACUUGAUUUGAAAUUAUCACAACACAUGCAUCAAUCAUUACCAUGUUUUUUUUGUAUGUGCCUUAGUCAUUGCCAAACAAAUAUGGUCAAAGAAGGUACUGUUUAUUGUACCACUACAUUCGUUAGCCAAGGUUUAACAUUUGAUGUAACAUUGGGAAGUAAACUAAACUAAAAAAUCUUUAUAUAUCUCUUUAUUUCUGUAAAUUCAACAACUAAAUAUGUUUUACAGGUUCUUUUAAAGAUCUUUGGCAGUUACUGUUAAAUUUAGACUUACUAAAAUGACCACAUUAGAAGAAAUAAACAUUUUAUACCUUAAAGUUUACUUAAAUCUUCUUGAGAAUGAAUCUAAGUAUACUUAUGCACAUGUUUGGGAAAGUCAAUGCACAAUUUUAUUUUGAUACUGAUGACACAACUAUUGAAAGUAUUGUUGUGAUCCCCAAAAUAAUCGAUCCUUAAAUAAGAAAUCCACCAUUCCUGUAAAGGACCAAGAGGUUGUGUGACUUUUUUUCAUCACAAAGUGUCAGUCAUCUGUUGUUCAUCAUGAAAAUUUUUAAAAAAUUUCUCCAUUGAAACCACUUCAUCAGUUGAAACCUUACUAGGUUAAGAUCAUUCUAAAGGUAUCUAGUUUCGAUAAUUUCCCAAUCUUCUUGACGAUCAGCCAACGUGACUGCCAUAUUGCUGCAAAUAAAAAAAAGAAAAAAAAAUCCUUCAAAGAAUCAAUUAAUACAAAACAUGUUUAUAAGGAAGGAACAAAUUUCAACCUCUCAUUUAGAAUAAUGGUUGAUAACUACAGCUCCUAUUUAGCAUGGCCUAUUCUAUAACUGAAUAGGGGUUAGAAACCUAACUGAGUGCUGACAUUAAAUGUUUUUGCAAUAUUUUUAUAUCUCAAAAUUAUCUUCCCUUUGGUGUGUCAAGAUAACAAACUAGGAAAGUGAUACUCUUCUUAGGACCUCAAUUUAAAACUUUAAUCAUUGACUGAUUUUUUUCAGAAACAUAUUUGUGUUAGCAACUGUACAUGUUCUAGGUCUUUCACUCAUUCAGGGAAUGGUUAUAGUGCAAUUAUUAGUGGAGUUGUACAUAAUUCAUCUUUACAUAUAUAAUAAAAAUAAUUUUUAAAA